Messenger RNA from Diachasma alloeum, 1599 nucleotides. RefSeq lists its product as uncharacterized. NCBI's taxonomy places the organism in Eukaryota, Metazoa, Arthropoda, Insecta, Hymenoptera, Braconidae. Bases 207 to 1445 code for a protein of 412 amino acids. The record is from RefSeq and is a predicted model, not a curated record. The transcript is spliced from 4 exons.
ACCAAUAAAAACUUGGGAAUCAUCAACGGUAUCUACCGUAUCCAAUAUUAAUGUUACCUCCAAUACGUCAGUCUCGGAUACUCAGUGGGGCUUGAGUAAAUACAGAGUAAUCACGGACAUUCACUCGAUAAUCAACUUCAACUGCAUAUGUUAUCGUCUGAGUUGUCAUCUUGAGAUCUUCCACGUGCGUGUGACAUUCAAAAAUAAUGCCGCGUUCCAUGGUUCUGGACAACCUCGACCCGAAUGACGCCUACUUCCAGAAGAUUCUGCACCGCGGAUUGGGUGACGACACGAUCCAGGAUGUGCAGUUAGUGGAGAAAAGCCCGGCGUUGAAAAAAGGGGAGAAUGACCUGAGUUACUUGACAAGAUUCACCCUCAAAUACACGUGCAGCGUACUCGAGGGACUGCACCACAAAAGAGUGCACAGGGUGGCACACCUAAUCAUGAAGGAGGAGCCAGAUGCUGAACUGCAGACUUUGGAGGUCAUCCGGGGCAUGGGUAUUUUUGAUACCGAGCGACGCGUAUUGGAGGACGUUCUACCGAAGAUCGCGGAGCUAGUUGGGAAGCGCUUGGGCCCCAGGGUUUACUACUCUUCGGAUAAGCCGGACACUAUUGUUAUGGAGGACUUGGCGACUCUUGGGUUCCGCAACAAAAACCGUAAAAUAGGGUUUAAUGAGGCGGAGAUGUUCAUGGUCUUGGAGAAUAUCGCGGAUUUCCAUGCAGCAUCGGUUUUAUUGAAUGAACAGAAUGCUGACUGCGUGUCUUGCUUUUCGAACGGCUUCUUCACAACGAAGCUAUCGGAGGGCGUUAUGACAUUCGUCUCGCAAUGUGUGGAAUCCAUUGGAGACGGAGUUCGUGACUGGCCAGAUGAGAAAUUCGUCCUGAUAUCUGACAAGAUCAAGAAGAAAUCGAGGGAGAUUGUGCAGAAGCUUCUGCUGGCGUACCAAAACGACGCGGACGAGCUUCUAGUUCUGAAUCACGGCGAUAUGUGGAACAAUAACAUCAUGUUCAGGGACGACGGAACUGGAGAACCUGAAGAGGCUUGUUUCGUCGACUAUCAAAUGUGUAUUUGGACGUCUCCUGCCAUCGACCUACUCCAGUUUCUCCACGUGGCCCCAGAGCUCACUAUGAAAAUGACUCACGACGAUGUAUUUUUACAAAAAUACUUGACUCGUUUGUCGAGCACAAUGAAAGCACUGGGCUGUUCUACAAAUCCCCCCACCCUGGAGCAACUGAAGAAAUCCAUGUUCAAGCGUCGAGACUAUGCGCUCCUGGCGACAUUUUUUUUUUACCCGAGAAUGGAAGCGGAUGAUGACGAAUUGGAGAACGCAGACGACAUGGUUGGGAAAGGAGAAUCGGCAGUGGAUUUCUUGAAGAAUCCAAGGGUUCGGGAAACCAUGGCGAAGAUCCUUCCAAUAUUAGAUGAGAGGGGUUAUUUGGACUGAAUUAUUUUGAUAUAAUUUGAUAAGAAGAUGAUGAAAAAUGAGAUUGAAUGCUCUAUGAAUACAUUCCAACUCUAUUUUGACUGUUGUAACAGUCACAGUUCAGUGGAAACAUUUCUCUCCAGUUCACUAAGUCUCAGUAAUUUGUGUUUAUAUC